Messenger RNA from Rhizophagus irregularis DAOM 181602=DAOM 197198, 892 nucleotides. RefSeq lists its product as uncharacterized. Gene Ontology annotation, biological process: mitochondrial electron transport, cytochrome c to oxygen. Lineage: Eukaryota; Fungi; Glomeromycota; Glomeromycetes; Glomerales; Glomeraceae. The record is from RefSeq and is a predicted model, not a curated record.
ACGAAAUUAUACAUGUAUAUGAUCUGGUUAUCUCCCCCGGAUUGUAUCUCGAAAAGUGUGAUUGUCAAUUUAUGAUAUAUCAGUUUUACCUGAACAAAAAAAAAAAUCCAAGAUAAAUAGCUUACUUCUACAUUAUGUUUCGUUCUCUAGUUCGUAUCAAUCAACAUCAAAUUCUUAAUAGAACUGUUAAUUUCAGUAAGAGAGGUAUUUCUUAUACCCCAGUAACAAUUACUGAAGUUGUCGGUAAAUGGAAUACAUUAUCACCUGAAGAACAGAGUGACAUUACAAAAAGAAUCGAAGAAUUACAAAAACAAGAUUGGCAAAGACUUUCUCUUGAAGAAAAGAAAGCGGCCUAUUAUAUUUCUUUUGGGAAUUAUGGACCAAGAGAAUUUUAUGAGUCACGCCAUACUGGCAAAAUAAUUGCAGGAGUUACUGGAUUACUUAUCGUUAGUGGUGGAUUUUUUUUUAUGACAAAGAAAGCUGUAACUGAACAUCCAAAAACUCUUAAUAAAGAAUGGGAAGAAGCUACUAAUGAAAGAAUGCGCCAACAAAAGGCUAACCCUAUAACUGGUAUUUCAUCCGAAGGAUAUAAAGGUAAAGGAUAUGUUGUUUCCGAUUAAAAAAAAAGGUUGUAUCAUUUGAAUCGCUCAAAAAAGAAAAAAAAAUUAUUAUCUUUUUUAGUAAUUGUAGUAUAUAAGCUUUUUUAAUGUUAAAAGUAAAAUUAAAUUUAAAUAAAUCUUUUUUUUAGCCAAAUAAACAAAUAUAAAUUCCAUAUAUUUAAUUUUAAACGGUACUAACGAUACUAAGAUAUAAACGUAAAGACUUUAUAUGGAAUUUGUAUAAUGUAAUAUUAAAAACAUAUUAGAAUUACAAGUUACAAUAUGAUUUCUUU